Nicotiana tabacum (common tobacco) is the source of this 1761-nucleotide messenger RNA. RefSeq names its product anthocyanidin 3-O-glucosyltransferase 5. The record is from RefSeq and is a predicted model, not a curated record. NCBI's taxonomy places the organism in Eukaryota, Viridiplantae, Streptophyta, Magnoliopsida, Solanales, Solanaceae. Gene Ontology annotation, molecular function: UDP-glycosyltransferase activity.
UCUGUACAAUUCAACAAAUUUUCCUCUCCAAUACUUGUCCUAGUCAGUAUUUUAAAAAUUCUUUUUCUCUCUUUUCUGAAAUAAUAUCUCUAAUGGAUAGAUCACAGCUUCAUAUUGGUAUACUUUCAAGCCCUGGAAUGGGUCAUUUAAUCCCAGUUCUAGUGUUAGGCAACCGAUUAGCCACAUAUCAUAACAUCAAAAUUACAAUUCUUGCUAUCACAACCAGCUCUUCUUCAUCAGAAACCGAAUUUCUCAAGAAAUCCACUCUCACCGAUGAGAAAAAAACUAUAGAAAUAAUUCCAAUUCCUUCGGUCGAUAUUUCCCACCUAAUAAAUUCCAGCACUAAAGUUUUCACUCAAUUGCGACUAUUGGUCCGCGAAGCCUUGCCCAAAAUUCAUUCCACUAUAGCUUCCAUGACUCAUCGUCCAGAUGCUUUAAUUGUCGACAUUUUUUGCACACAAAUAUUGCCAAUUGCUGAAGAAUUUAACAUUCCUAAGUACGCGUAUCAUCCUACUACUGCGUGGACAUUAACGUUAGCUAUAUACUGUCAAAUUUUUGACAAAGAAAUUGAGGGUGAAUAUGUUGAUCUUAAAGAGCCUUUGAAAAUUCCAGGUAGCAAAGAACUACGACCUGAUGACGUAGUGGAUCCAUUGCUGGAUCGGAGUGAUCAGCAGUAUGAAGAGUAUUUGAAGCUAGGAAUGGAAUAUGCAGCUUUUGAUGGAAUCUUGAUUAAUACUUGGGAAGAUUUAGAACCUGAGACUAUUAAAGCACUUCGAAUUAAUGAGAAGUUGAGAUCAAUUCUAAAAGUGCCGGUUUUUCCAAUCUACCCAGUUGGUCCCUUGAGGAGAACAGUUGAAACAAAUGAACCUGACGAGGUUAUUGAAUGGUUAGACAAGCAAAAUAAUGAGUCAGUUCUAUUUGUGUCAUUUGGAAGUGGUGGAACACUUUCAACUCAGCAAAUGACCGAGCUUGCAUGGGGUUUAGAAUUAAGCCAACAGAAAUUUGUUUGGACUGUACGUCCCCCAUCUGACGGUGAUGCAGAUAGUGCAUAUCUAAACUCUGCCGGAAAAGAGACACGUGGCAUGCCGAAAUACUUGCCGGAGGGGUUUCUAACUAGGACCAAAGAUAUAGGCUUAGUAGUGCCUAUGUGGGCCAAACAAGUCGAAAUUUUGGGGCACUCGUCAGUGGGUGGAUUUUUGACACAUUGUGGAUGGAAUUCAACGGUGGAGAGCUUAACAAAUGGUGUUCCUAUGAUUGCAUGGCCAUUAUAUGCUGAACAAAAAAUGAAUGCUGCCCUGUUGACGGAGGAGCUAGGGGUGGCGAUUCGGCCGGCAGUUUUGCCGACGAAGAAAUUGGUGAAGAGAGAGGAGAUAAAGGGAAUGGUGAGAAUGUUGAUGUACACAAAAGAAGGAAAGACUAUAAGGGAAAAGGCUCAGAAAUUAAAGAUGAGUGCGGAAAAUGCACUAAGUGUUGGAGGUUCAUCUUACAAUUCCAUUUGUGAGCUUGUGAAGGAUAUUCGGAGUAGAUUGUUAUAAGUCUGUUAUUUCUUUGUGAAAUCUUUUGCUUUUUUCAAAUAAAUUGCCUUUUAUGCCUGGAGGACAGGAGGAGUAGUUGAUAACCGACCCUUAGCGGUGUACCAAUAGUGAUACUUAAUUUGUUAAAUUUUCCAUGAAAUCCAAUACCUUAAUUAUAGUAGUAAUUAUCUUGAAUAGAGGGAGAGAUUUCUGUCUCAAUAAUGUAUACAAUCCGUUAUUUUCAUUC